Iphiclides podalirius (scarce swallowtail) is the source of this 3654-nucleotide messenger RNA. The record is from the annotation of a GenBank genome assembly. NCBI's taxonomy places the organism in Eukaryota, Metazoa, Arthropoda, Insecta, Lepidoptera, Papilionidae.
AUGAAAUUAGUUUGCAAAAUCACUCCCCUUUAUAUUGGCGUGGCGGUGUUGAGUCCGACAGAGAGCGGUGGGUGCAGCGGCAGCGACAUCACCGAGCCCCGCUCGCCGCGCAGCCCCGAGCUGUCGGGGGGAGAGGGCGCGACCGCGCGCAUGCCUCCCUGGGCGAGCGAGCCGGCGCAGGGCCCGAGGCGCCUCGCGGCCCAACCAGCGCCAGUGCGCCGCCCCAACCCGCCCAGCCAUCGCCGCAUCACCGAGUACUUCAACCACAAGAUGAAACCUCAGACCGGCCUCAAACGCGACGCCGCCUGCAUCGAUGACAAGAAGAAGUGCCUACCGAAGAACGGCGUCACUCACGACCUAGAGAAAUAUAUCACCUACCUGUCCCAAACGCUCAGCCCGAAAGUAUUAUUAGAUGUCGGGAAACAAGCCGACGUUAGGAAUUCGAACAGUCAAAUCGCGAACUGUAGUGCAGACACGACGAGCAACACAGAUUUCAGUACGGGCGGCCAUGUCAAAGGUGCUCCUGACUUUUGUAGGUCUAAAGACAAUAAAGAUCGAAUUCACUCAACGAUGAACGGUUUCGUUGACAUUCGACACGGACCCGAGUCCAAUAAACGAGAGAUCAUUACUGCGAGCCAUCUCAAUGGUACUCUUGACAGCAAAAAAUGUUGGUUUGAGAUGAACUCGUCGCAUGACCCAUCCGCCAAUGGUAUUUUGAACUCUCACACGCAGAAAUCAUGUGCUAAUAAACGUAAAAUGCCAAUACCCGCCAAUAAGAACUUAAUCGAAGUGAGAAUAGCACCAUCUACUUGUGUUCGUAACACUCAAAAGAAAACGGCGGCUCAUAAAAACGAAGCACGAAUGAACGGAGUCGUGAGUUCGACAACGAAAUUAGACACAAGGAUGAAUGGAGUCACGUGCGGUUCAAAUAAUUUGAAUUUGAACAUUAAACCUAAAAUUGCACCGGCGAAAAAGGAUACUGCAAAGAAAAAUACAUCCCCGCCAAAAAGAUCGAACAGAAAAUCUUCAGCAUGCAUUGCGAAUAGUAAAAACCUGACCUGGUCCAAAGCUAACAAUUUGAAGCAAGUUCAACUUCAAAAGCAGCAUUGUGCCAAUUCAGUCCAAAGUGCUCCACUAAAUAACAUUCCCGGCGAACUGAACGCAACACCAAAGAUUAUUCCAAACGGUGUCCGACAAGUCUCCAUGGCAGUAAACAACGGUAUCGGCAAUAUGAAUGUGCCAGUCACAAAUUUUCAAAACUGUCAUCCGAUAAAUCUUCAACACCCACAACCAUGUAACGGCACAGUUACAUCCACAAACUUAGCGUCUUUUGUAGCUAUGCCUCAUAAUGUUAUGCUCACAACUUUAAGGAUACCACCAAAUGGUUUACCCGCCCAGGCAUUAACUCAACAGAACGGAAUGAAUUCUUUCAACAGACCAAAUGUCAACGUAUCCUCCAGCCCGACAAAGCUCAACGGCCAGUUUGUUUUUCCAUUCGUACAAAAUAUUAAUGGCACUGUAGUUCAAAUACCUAAUCUAAUGGCGAAAAUGCCAAAUUUCGUACUUCCUCAAUCUGCUCAAUUAACAGCUCCGAGGCAAGAUCACAUGACAAACCAGCAAUCGGCUCAAAUUCUGAUCAAUGGUACAUUAUUAAAAUUAGCAAAUACGCCUCCAGCGUAUCCUGCCAUCAACAAAAUUUCACCAGUUACAAGUCAGUCAAUACCAGUUAUGAAUAAAAACAUGACAGGUAUGCAAGCUGUCGGAAUGACAGUUCAGCCAAAAACAAAUUACACGGUGAAUUUGAGUCAUCCCGUGUUAAUGCCGCAACCCGGAUAUAUCGUUACUUCAGUGCCAAAUAUCAACGUCAAGGAAACCUGGAGCUGUUCAAGCACAAACCCAUCUUCGUCUCCUCAAACCUCAUGCUCGAACCCAAUAGUUCACCAUCCGCCACCGAUGAUUACAAAUUUCACGACGCAAGCUUUACACUCGAGUAGUAUACCCAUGGCCCCGGUGAAACCUCCAGACAAUCCGAUCCAAGGCACAGAACCGCCUAGCAGUACAGUAAAAGAAGCCGAAUUUAUGGAUCUUAAAGAUGAAAAGUGUGAUAUACCCUGGCUGUCAAAAACUGUAAAUAACAAUUUUGUUUCAUUAGACACAAACAAAUUACCUUUAAGGCCUUUUGCACAAGUCAGCAGUUUGUCCGAGAAAUUGGAAGAGUUUGCAAAAUGUGAAAUAAAAAAUAAACAUAUUAUUGAAACGUCAUCGAAGUUGGGAGACUUAAUGUCGUUAGAGGAAAAAAGGAAAGUUGACGAGGUGGCGAGAAGAGAAGAAACUAUUUUUACACAGAUAACAGUUUUAAAGGAUGUCACGUCGAACGUAGAGAGUAGUGUUAUAGAGGCGGAUUUCUGCACCGCGACAACGGAGUCUUCUGAAUCCGGCAUCGGCACUGACAAGUCGAUAGAUUCGCCAAGUGAUUCGCAAGCAAGCAAGGAAUGUGACGAUGACUCCUCGCUUUCCCUUAGCAUAAGUAUUUGUUCAAUGGAUGCGCAGAGUAGUCAGAAGAGCCCAAUACUAAAGCAGCCUAAAACACUGCGGUUUCCGCCCAAAAGUAGUAUCAAGCCCCAGAACGACAAACGGACUUCUAGCACAGAUACAACGUCCACAGUAACCGUUUGCCUAUGGGAAAACUGCAAGAGGGAUUUCGAGAGCGAUUCGGAUCUUCUGGAACAUAUACAGUCAGCCCACGUGGAGUCGCAGGCGGGCUGCGAGAACUACGUCUGCCAGUGGGAGCGAUGCAAAGUGCGAGGCAAACCGUCCUGCUCCAGACUGUGGCUGGAGCGGCAUGCGCUCGCGCACAGCGGGAACAAGCCGUUCAAGUGCAUCGUGGACGGCUGCGACAGGCGCUUCUCCACUCAGACUUUGUUGGAGCGGCACGUAAACAACCACUUCAACGAGGUGUCACCGAACAACAGUGGCAGCAAGAAGACUGCUGACAGCUCCGCAAAGCUCAUACGACGCAAUGGCAAGAAGCUGCGGUACAGACGGCAACCUUGGUCUGCGCGGAUGUUCGACUUCUUCGACGCGGGCACUAUGGAGGGGCUCGCGUGGCGGCUGUCGCGGAGCACCAGGUGGCGUUUGGGCGGCGCGUGUCCGCUGCGCGAGCCGCCCGGCAGGCACACGCUGACGCUGCACGCGGCGCUCACGGCGACCCGAUACAACGCCGCCGAGGCGCGCAGGGAGGCGCUCCUCACGUACUACCCGCCGCACGUGAUCGAGGACGAGUGGGUGCCCGAGAGGGAGGUGUCCAGGGUGAAGCGGGUGGAGAUCGCGCAGCUGCCUGUCCACACGAAGGUGCUGCUGUACGAGCAGUUCUGCGGCUCGUACCGCAAGAGCCCCUCGCCCCCGCCGCCGACGCCCCCCGCCCCGACGCCCCCCAUCCCGCAGCGGCUGCUGCCGAUGCGCCAGUGCAACUCGUCGCGCCUCCUCAACAACCUCCUAGUCAGGAAGAGGCUGAGGGAGCAGCGCAGGAGCUGCAACGCGACCAACGCGCCGAUGCUCUUCGAGGAGGAGAAGAAGGAGGAGAAGGUCAGCGGGGCGAAGAAGCGCAAGAUGGGCCGGAGGUACGGUGGCAACUCCUUCUGGCCGUGCGGACGG